AUGCGUGGUUUCAGCAAUCUGGUUUUGUGGUAUUUGGUGCUCACCCCAUUACCAUCCGUUCCAAAUAAUUUCGGUCGGUUUAGCUACAACUCAACAGUAGGAUUCGCAGCACCCUCAGAAAUUAUCGGCUACCAGAGUUACAACACCACGUCAGAUCAUAGUAUUGUUGGCCAGUCUGCGAAUGGAGAAGCAAGUUUCUCUCGCAUUCAUACUCGGUUUCUCGACCACGACGGUCGUCUCCCUUAUAAUACACCCGGUGGUGAGUAG
Molecule: messenger RNA, 267 nt
Organism: Paracoccidioides brasiliensis Pb18
Exons: 2
Coding region: 1-267 (88 amino acids)
Source: RefSeq, a predicted model, not a curated record